This is a messenger RNA of Ipomoea nil (Japanese morning glory), 1701 nucleotides long. RefSeq names its product aspartic and glutamic acid-rich protein-like. Bases 1 to 1701 code for a protein of 566 amino acids. The record is from RefSeq and is a predicted model, not a curated record. The transcript has a single exon. Lineage: Eukaryota; Viridiplantae; Streptophyta; Magnoliopsida; Solanales; Convolvulaceae.
AUGAAAAGAAAGAUCUCCAAGAAGAGAAAGAACCGAUCAAAGAGCUCUGAAAGUUUGAAGAAAUCCUCCUUACCACAAGAACCCAUCCAGGCAGAGCAACUCAACACGAGCUUGACACAAGAACCUGCUGCGAUGGAGAAGGGUGCUCAAGGAUCUCGAGCUCUGGAUGACCACUUAAGUCUCCCACAUGAACCUGGCGUGCCAGAAGAGAUGAGAGAAGUGGUCACUGAACCGAAUGUUGAAACAACCCUCCCACAAGAACCUACCCGAACAGAGCAGAUGGCUCCUAUUCUGACACAAGAACCUGUCAGGGUAGACGAGGAUGAAAUUGCACCACAUCCUUCGAGUCACUUAAGUUUCCCACAAGAACCUGGUCAGCCAGCUGAGACGAGAGAAGUGACUCCUCCAAUUAAAUCGAAUCCGAAAGAAGAUCUACCCGAGCCUGAAGUCUUACAAGAAUCGGUCAUACCCGAGAACUCUCAAGCGAUUGUAUCUGUACCCGAAGCUGUCCCAAUUCCCCCAUCAAAAGAUCAAAUGCUUCGAGAAUCCAUUGAGAACAACUUCAACAGGGUCAUGCAAAGGCAGAAAUGGCGAACUUCUCCAUUACAAACUUUUCUUGAAACGUUUGAAGAGAUGAAGGAUGAAGAAGAGUUUGCUCUAGAGUGGAUCGGCACCAAAGACGUUUAUGAAGCGCUGCGUCUUGAAACCAUCAAACGUGUGUACUCCUACAAAGUGACCCAUCGCACUCUCGGGAAAGAAAAAGUGCCCAUUUACAUUGAGCUAAACAAGCCGCCAUUGGAUCCAGCCUUCGUGGAAGAAAUGAAAGAAUUUCGAUAUGCUCUCUUCCUCUCAAAAGUCAAGACAGAGUUAGAACGAACUCAUCAGAACGAUCCAGCAUGCAAUGUCAGUGGACUAAAAGAUGACGAAGGAAAGGAGAUUGAACAUGAAGACGAAAGCACAUCCGAAAACGAGACCAGUGAAGCAAACUCUGAUUCAGACAAUGGCACUGAUGAAAAUCCUGAAAAUGAAGAAGAUGAUGAAGAUGAAGAUGAAAAAUCAGGUGAUGAGCAGGAUGACUCUCAUGGCGAUGGUGGAGAUGAUGAUGAUGAUGAUGAAGGAAAAGCUGAUAACAAUAAUCUUGGUGAUGAUGGUUCAGAUGACGAUGAUAAUGAUGAUGGCAAUUCAGAUUAUGAUAGUGAAUCUCCUAUCAUAGGCAACACCGAAGAUAUACCUGAACGAUCACCUGCCCCUAGCUCAUCCCCACCAAAGGAAUGCCCAACUCGUGAGUUACCUCUCGCCAUGCUACCUCCUCUCCCAGAUACAGCUCGUGAUGACAACAUGGAUGCAUCACCGCGUGAUGAAAAUCGGGAAGCAUCACGUCAUGCGCUUGACCAAGAGCCUGGCAUGGACUACCUUAGUCCCGAGCACAUCAUGCACCAAAUGCUAAAUACAGUCUUCAAUGCUGAACUCAUUCAUAAGCAAUAUCUGCAUCACAGAGAAAAAGAUAGCCGAAACAUAGCAGAUCUAUCUGCCAAAGUCGACCGCAUGAUGCAAACAAUGUCUCGUCCACAACCCAACACCUCAAUUCCGGAUACUCAAGAUAGGCUUGCACACGAACUCAGUCAACAACGAGCUAUCCUUGACAAAAUUGCUAAGGAACAACAUGCUCUUAAACUUGCUCACUUCGGUCUCAAAGAAUGA